This is a messenger RNA of Peronospora matthiolae, 1050 nucleotides long. The record is from the annotation of a GenBank genome assembly. Lineage: Eukaryota; Oomycota; Peronosporomycetes; Peronosporales; Peronosporaceae.
AUGACGUUGCCGCCACCGCCGUACUCGACGACGCACGUGGACAACUGCGCGCUCGGCGCGUGGUACCACAAGCUCAAGCACGUGGCUAUCAAGAGCGUCAUCGUGCCUCUACCUUCAGAAUUUGUGUCGUUGCUACUUGCUGAUGGCGUGACGCUGUCGCCCGCUCCAGUCUCGUUUAAAGUAGACGAAGCAGAGGACGACGAGGAUAGCGAUAGCGUUACUUCACUCACCGACGAUCAGCAACGCGCCGUUGCGACCGUUCGAGAGCACGUGCAGCACGUUCUGGAUGCUUUUGGGGGCAAAGUCUUUGUCAAGACCAAUUGGAGUGCGCCUCGGGACGCGGCGUGGAUGCUCGGGACGCUCAAGUGCACGAGCUUCGACGACGUGUUCCUGCUACUUCAGGCGUCGGACUUUAUCGUACACGACCUCACCGAACCGUACGCUGGUUGUUCCCUCGAUAGUCAUAUCGAGCAGGAGUCACUGAAUCGCUCAAAGUGCUACCUGGUGCUCAAGAAAUGGUGCAAUCUGCUGGACUCGAUGCUGUUCCGGUGCUUUGUCGUCGGCCAUCGUCUCGUCGCCGUGUCGCAGCGGAAUUGCAACGAGUUUUUCGCGUUCCUUGUCGAGCAGCAAGACGCCCUCUGUGACCUGCUGCAUGAGUUUUACAAGACCAACUUCCGGACUCACGAAGGAGGAAGCGAGUUUGUGUUUCCAGAUCCCGACUACAGCUUUGACGUGUACGUUGACAAGCGGCGACGCGUGUAUCUCUUGGAUAUCAACGUCUUUGGCAGUGUCACGGAUACGCUGCUCUUCUCAUGGACGGACUUGAUGGAGUUCCAGCGGGACGAGCUAGCGAGACCGCAGGACAUGGACGACGAGCAGUACACGAUUGACUUUCGGGUCGUCGAGUUCGAGCAGGGGAUCCGUGCCAAUCCACUGAGCGGGUAUCGUGCACCGACUGACUUGGUGCACCAUCUAGCUGGCGGUGCUGGCUUUGACGCCUUUAUUGAACAGGUGAAGCGCGAUAACGCCGCUCGUAGCGACGGCCAGUAG